Mercurialis annua (annual mercury) is the source of this 1034-nucleotide messenger RNA. RefSeq lists its product as uncharacterized. NCBI's taxonomy places the organism in Eukaryota, Viridiplantae, Streptophyta, Magnoliopsida, Malpighiales, Euphorbiaceae. The record is from RefSeq and is a predicted model, not a curated record. Gene Ontology annotation, molecular function: cysteine-type peptidase activity. The coding region runs from base 338 to 856 and encodes 172 amino acids. Gene Ontology annotation, biological process: proteolysis. The transcript has 3 exons.
UCUUUGUUUGUUUAGAAGGCAAAGCUGGAUAUACGAUCCAAAGAUUGAUAAAUUCCAUCCUCGUCUUUCUCUUGGCGUGGUUGAUAUUGAAACGAAAUCCUGGUUUUACCAUCUCUACCACGUUGGAAAGCCUCUUGAGUGUUCUCAUGUAGAUGUUCUCUUUUAUUAUCUGAGAAAGAAAAUAAAAUCUGGAUGUGCUGCAAACAGUAGAUGUACGUCAACUGAUAAUUUUUUUGAUCGGCGUAUUCAAACUCUCUACACAGCAUACAAGAAAAAGCAAGAUGUGUCACUUGUUUCUUUGAAACAUACAGUGGCUAUCUACAUUAAAGGUGGUGCUAUGCGUUGCAAUACGAAUUGGGCUGAUGUUGACGAUGUUCUUUUUCCGAUCAAUUGUGUUAACGAUUGGCAUUGGAUUUUGGCUCGCCUGAAUUUCAAGGAACGAUGCAUCUAUAUCUACAAUUCGUUGAGGUCGGCGCAAUAUGACAGAUCAGCAACUGAAUAUGUUACUUCCUAUAGUGUGUUGCUUCCACUAUUCCUUCAAGCUACCAAUUUUUAUGAUUCUCGAGAUGACAUCGAUACUACUGCCGGUGCUUAUGAGGGAAAGAGAAUAACUGAUCCGUUCAGAAUAGAGAUUGUGGAAAACAUGCCUAUCCAAAAUGAUGUUGAUUGUGGAGUUCAUAUGUUUUCCGCUGCUGAGUUCUUUGUUGAUGGGAAAGUUAUGGGGCAUGAUUAUGAUGUCAAAGAACACCGUGCUCGUUACGCUUCAUCAUUAUAUUUGUAUGCUCGUUGGAAGGAAAGCUCUUCUUGUGUUAGUGAAGAUGAGGGUCCUCUAAAACUCAAGAGAACAUCUGCCUAGGGAGUGAAGAGGAAGCUAAUUUAUGGAGGUUCAAGAUGAAGAAUGUUAUUGAUUUUUGUUUGUAAAGAAAGUCUCCUUUUUGUCACACUUUUAUUUUGCUUGGAGGACAUAAAUGUCCAUUUAUUUCUUAUUUGAAGUCUAUUUUAGAGUAUUUGUAAAAACAGGUAAUUACAAUAUG